Molecule: messenger RNA, 1054 nt
Organism: Elaeis guineensis (African oil palm)
Lineage: Eukaryota; Viridiplantae; Streptophyta; Magnoliopsida; Arecales; Arecaceae
Product: probable glutathione S-transferase parA
Biological process (GO): glutathione metabolic process
Cellular component (GO): cytoplasm
Molecular function (GO): glutathione transferase activity
Source: RefSeq, a predicted model, not a curated record
CUCACUCUCUCCCAGGCCAACCAAAACCGGCGAUCCUAAAAGAGAGAGAGAGAGGGGGAAGAAGAGAGAGUAUAGAGGAGAAAUCAAUGGCGACGGCGGAGAAGGGGGUGGUGCUGCUGGACUUAUGGGUAAGUAUGUUCGGGCAGCGAUGCCGGAUCGCGCUGGCGGAGAAAGGGGUGGAGUACGAGUUCCGGGAGGAGAAUAUUCCCGAGCAUAAGAGCCCGCUCCUGCUGAAGAUGAACCCCAUCCACAAGAAGAUCCCGGUGCUCAUCCACGACGGCAAGCCCGUCUGUGAGUCCCUCAUCAUCGUCCAGUACAUCGACGAGGUCUGGACCAACAACCCCCUCCUCCCCUCCGAUCCCUACGAACGCGCCGAGGCCCGCUUCUGGGCCGACCUCGUCGACAAGAAGAUCUAUGAUUGUGGGUCAAGGCUGUGGAAGCUCAAGGGGGAGGCACAACAGGAGGCCAAGAAGGAAAUGAUUGAGGUAUUGAAGCUUUUGGAGGAUGAGCUGGGAGACAAGAAGUACUUUGGGGGGGAGAUCUUUGGCUUUGUGGAUGUAGCAUUGGUGCCCUUCACAGCCUGGUUCUACUCCUACGAGACCUGUGCCAACUUUAGCAUCGAGGAGGAGUGCCCUAAGUUGGUGGCCUGGGGCAAGAGGUGCAUGGAGAGGGAGAGCGUGGCCAAGUCCCUUCAUGAUCCCCAUAAGGUCUACGAGUUCGUAUGCUUCCUCAAGAAGAAGUUUGGAGUGGAGUAAAAGAAGAAAAAAAAAAACAAAGAAGAAGAAGAAAAACAUGGUAUAUGGAUAGAAGAGGGGAUGAAAGAGUCCACGGUUUAAGUAGGAGCAGGAGUGCAUUGAAGGUUAGUUGUGUUUGCUUUGUUUGUGUGUGUUUGUUGUUCCUUCUUUUGAGGUGUAGUAUGCGUUUGGAGGUUGGACGUGGGCAAUUCCCGUUGCCUCUGUCCAACGACCGCCCUGUGGUCCUUCGCUCAUGAUUAAAGUAAUCUAUUACAGUGUUAUAUUUCAAUGUAAUCAAUGUUAACAUUGUUAAUUAGAAA